Molecule: messenger RNA, 654 nt
Organism: Caenorhabditis briggsae
Lineage: Eukaryota; Metazoa; Nematoda; Chromadorea; Rhabditida; Rhabditidae
Gene: Cbr-clic-1
Product: Protein CBR-CLIC-1
Exons: 4
Coding region: 1-654 (217 amino acids)
Biological process (GO): clathrin-dependent endocytosis; clathrin coat assembly; intracellular protein transport
Cellular component (GO): synaptic vesicle membrane; clathrin coat of trans-Golgi network vesicle; plasma membrane
Molecular function (GO): structural molecule activity; clathrin heavy chain binding
Source: RefSeq, a predicted model, not a curated record
AUGUCGGAUCCAGUCGCCGAUUUUUUGGCUCGUGAGCAGAAUUUGUUUGCUGAUUUUGAUGGAGCUCCACCAGCAGAUGCUCCAGCUGAUCCAGCCGCCGCCGGAUUGGAUGACGACUUUGGAGAUCUUCAAAUCGCUGGAGAUCUGGAACCACAACCACCAGUUGUGCACCCAACUGAUUCUGGCGUCGAUUUGGAUGGGCUUGUCGAUGACAACGCUGCGCCAAUCGUCGUCGAUCCACCAAUGUUGAACGGAAAUCAUGGAGCGCCUUCGGGUGGAAGCUCCACGGGACCAUCGCCAGUGCUCUCGACAGUGCCCAGAAUCGAAGCGGAGAAGAUUCGGGCGUGGAAAGCGCAGCAAGAGCAAUUGUUGGCGCAAAAGGAUGCUGCUGAGGAGAAGAAGAAGGACGAGCUUCGUGCCAACGCCAAAAAGGAGCUGGAAGAGUGGUACAAGCAGCGCGAGAAGACUCUUCAGUUGUCGCACGAUGAGAAUUUGAAAAACGAGAAAGCCAACCAAGAGCUGUUCGCCAAGCAACAAGACGGAGACGCCCAGUGGGAGACUGUGAACAAGCUCGUCGAGCAGCAAAAGUCGAAGAGUGGAAGAGAUUUGAGUCGUCUGAAGACGCUGCUCGCCGGUCUCAAACACGCCCAAUAA